AGGACCACAAGGCAUAAACCAAACACAGAAAAGCAGGAGGGCUGGCUUUGGACUGAAACACCCUGUUUCUGUUGUGAAACACUGCUGUAGAUCUGUCCUGAUACAAUUCCCUCUAAGUUCAAAGGUUGCUGGAGCUCAGUGGGAGCAGAGCAGAGCAGAUCUGAAAGAAUUAAAAGAUGGAGCAUGUCACUUUCCCACCACUGAACAGAGUUGCCAUUUGUGGUGGCACCCAUGGAAAUGAGAUGUCUGGAGUGUACAUGGUGAGAGAGAUGCAGAAACAGAAGGAAGAUCAGGCUGGAUCUGUUUCAAUAACCACCAUCAUGUCAAACCCAAGGGCUGUGGAUGCUUGUAGAAGAUACAUAGAUACAGAUCUCAAUCGCUGUUUCACAGAUGCCUUGUUGAGUGCUCCUAUAACAGACUCCACACCCUAUGAGUUGAGGCGAGCCAGAGAGCUGAAUGAUCAGCUUGGACCCAAAGGAAGUGAAGGGGCUGUGGAUCUGCUCCUUGACCUCCACAACACUACCGCCAACAUGGGCCUGUGCCUCAUCUUUUACUCCAUAGACUGGGUCACCCUGCACAUUUACAAAUACAUACAGAGCAAGAUGACCACCCCUGUGGAAGCAAUCCAGUUGGACAUAUCCAUUUCCAAGGCUUAUUCCCUGGAGUCAGUGGGCAAACAUGGCUUUGCGCUGGAAGUCGGUCCCCAACCUAAUGGUGUGGUCAGAGCUGAUAUCUUUAACAUGGUGAAGGAGGCAGUGGAUCUCACAAAAGAGUGGCUUCAGCUAUUCAAUUCUGGAGAGACAUUUGAAGAAGGUGAAGUAGAGGCGUAUGUUCCAGUGAAGACUGUUGACUACCCAAGGGAUCCUGUAACCAAUGAAAUUACUGCUUCCAUACACCCACAGCUGCAGGACAAUGACUUCAAGCUUCUCCAACCAGGUGAUCCAACAUUUCAGUCAUUUUCUGGGGAGACAAUGAGGCACGAGGGAGAAGCAUUCUACCCUUUCUUUGUAAACGAAUGUGCCUACUAUGAGAAGAAGAUUGCUUUCAAUUUAGGCAAGAAGAUCACCCUUGCCUUACCAUCCAUUAGUGUGAAAAAAGACUGAAACAUAGUUAACAAAGAAAGAACAAGUUGUACUGUAGCCAAAUUUUAGAUUGCAGUGGCAUAAUGAAUGAAGAGCACUGUAUGUAUAACUUUUUUAUAAACCAUCUCAAAUAAGACAAUGGAAAAAGUAAUGAAAUAGUGAUUCUAUACAGGUGCCACAACUAAUUACAUGAUGACUCUUUACACUGUAAUGAUAAUCUAAUGCAGCACUCUGCACGAGUACAACCUCUGUGAGGCUUUAAAAGGGGCUUUUUUGAUACCAAAGAUGUUUUUGUACUUGAAUUAAUAAUAUUGCACAGGUAUUGAAGUCAUGAUCCUCCGCUGAAUUUUAUGAAAACUAGAACCAAGAAUUUUUAAAUGGUGGAAAUAAUGCAAGACACCAUGUGUGAAUAAAUGUUUACUCACUUAAGAGUAUGACAAAAUGUUGUUUUUUUAUGAAAUUGUAUGAACCUACAAAAGCUGAUUUUUUGUGCUCAGUCUCUUAAGAAUGUAUUUUUCAGUCUCCAUAUCUGAAGCUUUUAUUUAUUCAGUUACUGUUAGUUUGAAAUUGACAUUGGCUUUUUACUGUCUUCGUCAGGGUGAAGAUAAUUAAAUAAACACACUUGUUACUCCA
Notolabrus celidotus (New Zealand spotty) is the source of this 1715-nucleotide messenger RNA. It is a transcript of the gene acy3.2, whose product is annotated as aspartoacylase (aminocyclase) 3, tandem duplicate 2. The transcript is spliced from 8 exons. The record is from RefSeq and is a predicted model, not a curated record. Gene Ontology annotation, molecular function: hydrolase activity, acting on ester bonds; aminoacylase activity. Lineage: Eukaryota; Metazoa; Chordata; Actinopteri; Labriformes; Labridae. Bases 177 to 1103 code for a protein of 308 amino acids.